This is a messenger RNA of Ricinus communis (castor bean), 1280 nucleotides long. RefSeq lists its product as uncharacterized. Gene Ontology annotation, biological process: vacuolar proton-transporting V-type ATPase complex assembly. The record is from RefSeq and is a predicted model, not a curated record. The transcript has 3 exons. Gene Ontology annotation, cellular component: endoplasmic reticulum membrane. Lineage: Eukaryota; Viridiplantae; Streptophyta; Magnoliopsida; Malpighiales; Euphorbiaceae. Bases 451 to 768 code for a protein of 105 amino acids.
AUUAAUCAUGUAGCCAAAUAGCAUUUUCCUUGUUAUAAAUUCCUUCAAGUUCUUAGUUUAAUUCCUAGAAAGGCCGCUGAAGUUUAUAUCCAUUUCUAUUCUAGGGAUUUAACAUCUCUCUCUCUCGCUGACAUUACGGUUUUAUUCUUUCUCGUGUCACGCUUUUUCUUCUCCUCGUCCUCCUCCCCCUCUCGCAACAAUCCGCCGCCGGCGCCGGCGUCCUCCCUUCUGCACUCUAUUGCUGUCACUGUUGCCUUUCAAAGACCAGUCGGAAUCCGUUGUCUAUUUCUACUGACUUACGGGUUUUCAAAUUCUCACGCCUGUGGGUUUUCAACACGAGAAGUCUACGAAUUUGUGAUUGAGAAAAUAAUCUCAAUUUAUGGUUUUGUGAAAACCAACGAUUUUAAGGACUUCGGUGUUACUUUGAACCAUCAAAAGGAGGAGGUGGCUAUGUCUGGAGUGAUAAAGAAGUUCUUCAUUACCUCAAUGUUUAUGUGGAUGGCUCCUAUUAUGAUCCUUUAUGCUUUUAACAACGAGUUGCUCCCUGGCGUGUCCCAUUUAUCUCCUCAUUCAUUGACAGUGUUGAGUGGGCUCGUGGCAGUCAUAUCAGUCAAUAUAGUUAUUGCAUUCUACAUUUAUAUGGCAAUGAAGGAACCUUCAGAUAAACAUGAGCCGGAUCCCAAAUUUGUUGCUGAGGCGAAAGCUAGUGUAAGUCGGUUAACAAGUAACGGGGAGGAUUCUGCCAAAUCCAUAAAGAAAGAAGAGUAGCAUAGACAAAACUGAUCAGCGUUCUGGUCGGGCUUGCUUCUUCUAUUCAUCGAAAUGUUGAGUUAUGAUGAUGUUUAUUUUGAUUCCAGUGUAAGAAUCAUCUCAUAAUUUGAGUGUUUUUGUACAUUAUCUUUGGACUUGGUUCACUCUCUUCUUUUCAUUUUACGGCCAUAUGUUAUAGAAGGAUAUUGUUCACUCCAGCCUCUGAAUCAGGUGCCUAUAUGGUAAAGAGGGACUUGUAGUAGAAGAAGUAGUUGCUGAGACAAGUCUAGGGAAAAAUAGACAUUGAAAGAUUGGCGAAAGGGCUUCAUAAUGAGCUAUGUAUGCCUUCAUAUCAGUUAUCAAAUUCUGAAAUCGGUUCACUCUUCCAAGCAUUGUUUGAAAUCUGUCCAGAUAUUUCUUUGUUCAAACUUAUAUAAACACACACACAGUGGUGGGUGGAUGGCAAUUGCUGUUUGUGCUGCUUUCUUGAGUCUUGCUGAAGUUUAUGGCCUCUGCUGGUUUUGGUAUGA